Molecule: messenger RNA, 5554 nt
Organism: Labrus bergylta (ballan wrasse)
Lineage: Eukaryota; Metazoa; Chordata; Actinopteri; Labriformes; Labridae
Gene: elmod3
Product: ELMO/CED-12 domain containing 3
Source: RefSeq, a predicted model, not a curated record
CCCAAGAUGCACUGGAAUUUACAGUGGCCACUGGACGGGGGAAGGGAAGCUGAGAUUGGAGGGAGAAAUAGUCAGAAACUGAGAUACAUAUGACAGCCCCUCCUCAGGACUCUGGCCAUACAAGAACUCUAUCCAUGACCCAUGAUCUUAUUGUACACCUGCACUUCUUGCUUUGGACGUGUGUUACUGUUUCAUGUGAAGCUGAAGACAUAACAAAGCUUUGGUGCAAGUAAAUUAAACUGCAACUGUGCUGGAUUUGUCUUGAGUGCCAAAGUAAUGAUUUGUCUCGUACAAGGAGAGCCGAGCCCUGAGAAGCAAUGUCAUUGUGCGGCUUCCGUGCAUCUCUAAUGGGGCUGAGGAGUGAACUCAACAGCCAAGCAGAUCUGUGGAGGAGAGGAAGGAGGCAGGUUUCCAGCAAGCUUGUGUGUUGAUGGAUAGUCGUUUACUGAUUUCAACUGUUGUAGACUGAUACCUGCACAUAAACUCAAGGUUUGACUUUUGAGCAGCUUUAAAACUGGGCUGCCAUCAAAUUCACAGAAUCAUCGCUAUUGUCCCAAAAAAGAAAAGAUGGUUUGUAAGAGGAGCCCCAGUGACAGAUUAGAAAAAUCCUACUUGUGACUGUGGACGUGGAUUUCUCUGUUUAUAUGAGGAGAGAAGCAAGGAGACUUACAGUCACUCAAAAUGUGCUCUACAGACACCAUGGUGGCCCUUGCAUCAGCUCCUCAGCCCAUCUCAGUUUGUGACUACAGAAGCCUUUAGAGGCCAGGAUCAGGAACACACUUGCCAGCCAACACCCUCAUAUGCAAUGGAAGAAGACAUUGAUGUCACAGCCCACACUGAGGGCCUGAACGGUUUGUCCCAUGAAUGUAAACCAUUAGAAGUAAUCACCAAUGGACACUCUAACCAUAAGCCUGUCAUGAAUGGACUGAUAACAAGUCAUGAUGUCAAAGACCACACCAAUGGCAGUGCACCACUCAGAUCCCUGCCGAUUUCAGUGCUGAAGCAGAGCUGUCUCCUGCAGACCCUGGCAGCUGGAGGGGACCAGCCUAAGCCUGAAGAGGAAGAUGAGGAUUUGGAAAAGGCCAGGCAGGAGUGGGACGCUCUGGAGAACGUUCAACAAGCUCUCAGUGAGGAUUCAAACCCGACCCCACUCAUUUCCUUCAAUGAAGCCCUGCAGUUCUUUCAGACCACAGACCUUGGGGACUUGCUGAAGAACAUCCAGCCAACCAUUCGCAGGACCGGUCUGGCUGCCAUCACACACUUUCUGUUCGGACCUCCUCGGCUGCACAGAGAGCUCCUGGAGGAGAGGGAUCUGGUUUUUGCCAUUGCACAGUGCCAUGUGGACAACAGCCAAACAGUCCACAUGCGUGUCCUCCAGACCAUUUAUAAGAGGCUGAUUGGCAGCAGGCUGGACUGUCCUCGCUAUGGGGCGCACUGGGAGAACAUCGGCUUUCAGGGUACAGAUCCAGCCACUGAUCUACGUGGCACUGGUUUCCUGGGACUGAUGCACACUCUCUACUUCGUGAUGGACCCAGAAACUCUACCGCUGGCUAGAGACAUCUACAAGUUAUCACAACACCCAACACAGAACUUUCCAUUCAGUGUGAUGUCCAUCAACAUGACCCGCAUCGCUCUACAAGUACUCAGAGAGGAAGCCCUGUCCAAGGAGUGCAAUCGUCGUCAGCAAGUGGUCGGUGUGCUUAAUGAGUUCUACGUUGCCACGUAUCUGCACCUGUACCAACUGUGGAAGACCCAAAAUAAGACCAUUGUUGACUCUGGCUUUGUACUAAAAGAAGUGGAGCUGUUUGCCAAAAAGAACCCCAAGCAGAUGCUACGCCGACUAGAGGUCUUCCUGAAAGAGAAGCGGGCAGGUGGAAUCCCACGUGGGACGUCGCCAGACCCUCAAGCCCAGCAGUCCUCUCCCAGCCUGGGGGAACGAGGGGCCAGAGCUGGGACUGGAAGCAAGGGAAAGGAGAUGCACUUCAUAGGAGUGUGUGAUCUACCGCCAGACAUGGAGGGAGAGGCCAGACUCAUCUAAGCUAGACUCUUGUAUGAGUGUGAAUGUGUGUGUGCUAGCAAUCCCGUUUGUGAGUAUAUCUAUUACAGUAUGUGCGUGUGGCUUACUCUCAGAGAACUAGAACCCCAUCAGACCCUGAUCCAGGACCUGCUAUUUGAACCCAUUCAAACACUUCCGCUCCUUCCGCUGAUGCUGGGGUGCUGCACUUUGAUCAGAUUAAUCUUAGGGGUCUCUCAGAGUUAUAUAAGAUUUUUUUUUGUUAUUCAAUGAUUUUUUUAAAAAUAGAAAAUAAAGACCAGAUAUAUAUAAAGAGGUUAUGCAGGUCAGAAACACAAGAUGUCACAAAAACAGCAAGAAAGUGAAUGUUUGCACUUUUCUGUGGAUUUAGUAGCCAAAUCAAUUGCUGCCAAAUUCUUGUGGUUAAACUUUACCUGCCUAGAAGUCCAAAACAUACACACUCUUGUCCCUAUGAUCUCUCUGUCAGGGUAUGUCAGGGUUAUAGAAGUGGGAGCAUGGCUUGUCCUCUCCUCCUGAGAUACAGUUCUUUUAUGUGAGAGUGCUAGCGGCUAAUAAAUGCAAGCUAAGGGCUGCCUUGUCAGACCUCUUGUUAAACGCUCUGUUGAUGAGAGAGAUAUGAACCAGGUUGAAGCUACACAGAAGCAGAUUGUCCCUCAGCAUGAAUAAAAAGCUGCAGAUAGAAAACCCUCUGCGAGUGCUGAAUAUUUUUAGCGCGGUUAAAAUUUGCUCAUAGAGGCUGUUCUUAAAUGUAUCAAACAGAAGACUUUAAAUGCAGCUUUCUUUGAAGGUCCAAUCUCUUGGAUUAUUCUUUAGAUCUUGAAUGAAAUAUAAUUUAUGUGAAAGAUGAAUGGGCACUCAGUCCCGAUGUGUGGAAGUGUAUCCCAAGUGUUGGUGUACCCUUGGUGUCUGAUAGAUUAGGUGCAGAGCUCCCAUGUGAUAUGGGGGAUUAUAUUUUAAAUAAUUAAAUAAAAAUUAUUCAGUCUUUUCUGAAGGGGACAGAUGUAGUAUGCUAAUUGAUGGAUGCCUGGGAGGUGAAUUAUUACAAAAUCACCUCUGAAAAUCCUCCAUAACUUUUGUCACGUUUAGAGCUGCAGAGACACUUUCAGAUCAAAGAGUGUGUAUUUGGUUUGGUCCCAGCUAAAGUCUAAGAUCUGGUAUGAGCUUCCUCUACAUUCCGUUAUAAAGCAUGUGAUUGUAAUUUCUUUUGACCAGUUCAAAAUUUAUUCCAGUGUGUGUGUUUGUGUGAAAUGAAAUGAAUGAGCUGGUAUUGAUGAAGGGUGCCUCUCCUCGGAGAUGUAUGGUACAGUAUGCAAUCCCAGCUCCGACUCAAUGAUAAUCAAACGAUAGUGCUGUGUGACGAUAGAAAUCGUUCCUUACUUCAGGGUUUGUGCGCGUGUGCAAGUGAAUGUGUUUGUGUGUGAGUGUGUGUGUGCGUGCGUGCGUGUGUGUGUGUGUGUGACAGGAACUGACUACAGAUGGGGUGUUUUCCUCUGCACACAAUAAGCCAGCUUUACUAAGUACUUGAUCCAUCAAGCUGCACAGGCGGUACUUCAGUUAUUUUAAAAAUGGUACAUAACAUUUCUGAAGGAAAAUAUUCUUUGGUUUGCUUUAAACAAAAAAAAAAACAUACAGCUGGUUUCAGAAUGGGUAGAGCUCCUCAGCAAAGCUGGUUCCUGCUCUGUGCUAAUGUGAAACUGUCUCCCAUCGUCGUAGUCUCAAUCCGUAGCAUGUUCAGGUAGCACUAGUACUGUAGCAUCUUAUAGCCUCCUCCUCUUCGUAAAGCUUGUUGAUGUCAUGUCUCAGUUACAGUCCGUAGUGUCGAUGAGCGCGCAAACUGUUAUUGCUAUAGCACAUUUGUUUCCUAUUUGCAUUAAGUCUCCUUCAGUAGAUACACUUGGGGUGGCGCAGCGUAUGUUCUGGAGAGAUGUGGGACAGGCUUGAAAUGUUUUGAUUGAGCUCAGUUUGUCUUCUAAGAAGGUACAAGUGAAAAAGGUGCCUACAUCCAGUGGAGCCAUAUUGAAGGAGAGUGCUGGUUGCUUCCUUUUUUUUUUUUUUCUCUUCUAUUUGAGCCACCGUGCCACAUUCAACUCCCUCCAUUCAUGUAACGCAGUAAAGAUAGUUGAUGUGACCCUUAAAACAUGCAGGCCUCAUUGAUAUAUACAUACAAAUACAAACACCCAGGCAUGUACAUUUUCUGUGAUUGCAUCUAUUCAAACAGUUGUACUCUGCCAUCUCCUGUCUCCACCAUUACUUCAAAAACGAGCUGGUGUAGUUUAGCCGAUUGUUUGCAAGUGUUUUGACUGAACAGAAAAAUUUGCACUGUUGUAGAUAUUUGAUAGUAUGUGUGAUGUGUGCAAGAGGAAACAGGCCAUCUUCAAUAGCCAUAAUGUUCAUGAACCCCCGCGUCAUCAACCAGGCUUCAUUAAGUCCCCUCCAGGCUCUUAAAACAAGUUGCACCACAAAUAUGAUCUCACCUUUAGUUUUGUUAAAUUUUAAACUGAGGAGCAGUACAGUGUAUGUAAAUCAGGAAGUUUGUAUAUAGAGAUUUAAUGAUUGUAACUGUAUGAUUGUCUGUAGGGCAUUAUACUGAAACAUUGCUUACCUCAAGACUUGAGACAAAUCUCUUCUUUCUCUCUCUCCUCUCAGACUCUUUUUAUGUUUCCCUCUACCUAGGCCUUCUCUCAUACUAAUUGGACAAGUUAUAUAAUGUAUAUCCAACACCUGAAGCACUAUGUAAAAGCAAACUAACACAAAAAGCUGGUCAAUGUUACGUGUAUUCUAUUUAAAGACACAUUUAUAGAUUCUAUAUAGGCCCACUCACGCUCUGAUGAUGCACAUCUGCAGAUGAAAAAUGUCCUUUUUAAAAUGAUCCGUAAUUGGCUAAUGUUUGAAAUAAGCUGAUUUUCUUGUGGCUUCAGUGAUGGUACAGUAUACUUUAGCUGUGUUUAAGUGUUUGAUGUCCAGGAAAACACUCAGAAACAAUCCAAUCUUUACAGCUACAGGCACAAAUAAACGGUUGAAUAUAUGAUUGUAAAGACAUAGGCUUGAUUAGCAGUCAUAAGCUGUGUAUGCUUUGAUCUUGAUAUUUAUUGGAUAUCCAAACAAGGCCUGAUUUGUCCUCUCAUAUUACGUAAAAACUCGUAUUUUUUGCAGAUUGAAUAGAUCAUAUUCUAAUGUGUUGGUCAUCAUUUAGAAAUCUCCUCAGUUGUGAAACCAGAACCAAGUUUAAAAAAAAAAAAAAAAAAAAAGGACGGGUUCUUGCAGGAUGUCGGAUGCUCUGAGAGGUGUGGUGUGUAGAUCAGCAGCUCGGCAAAUACAAUCACUUCUCAAGAUCCUGCGCUUUAUAUGAAGGUGUUUUACUGUUGCCGUUGUCGUCAAGUCCCUCAGAGCAUUUUAUGACUGUACCUUGAUUGUAGAAGCCCUAUUUUAUACUGAGAGUAAUUUCAGAAUACAGUAUGUGCUGUUGUACAUUAAAUGUAUUGUAUGGAGAAAGCUAAAUAAAUGCUGUUUAAAAACGAA